Messenger RNA from Dinoponera quadriceps, 2670 nucleotides. It is a transcript of the gene Usp5, whose product is annotated as ubiquitin carboxyl-terminal hydrolase 5. Bases 186 to 2603 code for a protein of 805 amino acids. The transcript has 13 exons. Gene Ontology annotation, molecular function: cysteine-type deubiquitinase activity; zinc ion binding; protein binding. Gene Ontology annotation, biological process: protein deubiquitination. The record is from RefSeq and is a predicted model, not a curated record. NCBI's taxonomy places the organism in Eukaryota, Metazoa, Arthropoda, Insecta, Hymenoptera, Formicidae.
UUCCUGGAACUAUUGGUUGGAAAGAGAGAGAGGGAGAGAGUAUUGUCGAUAACCAAAACCGGUGGUGAUCGUGCUGGUUAGGUUAAGUUAGGUCAGAAGUCAUUAUCCCGGAUUUCGCGCGGUUUGUCGCGACAGUUCGAAGAACAGAAAGAAUUGACUAAGUACUGGUGUUUCUUCCUUUCGUCAUGGACGUGUUGACACAGCACUUGGGAAAGAUACGUAUACCGCGGCCCGGUGACAAGAUAUAUAAGGACGAGUGUGUUUACUCCUUUGACACGCCAGACACGCCCACCGGUCUCUAUGUUAGUCUCACUACCUUUGUGGGCUUGGGCCAGGAUCACGUUCUGCGAUAUCACCGGCAGACCGGCAAUCCUAUUUUCCUUCACAUAAAACGUACAAAAAAGGAGAUCCCACCUGCGCAGCAAGGGGAUGGUCCUGAAAAGAAGAUCACCAGGCUUGCUAUUGGAACAGCCGGUGGAUUUACUCCUGACCAACAGAAGUAUACUUAUCACGAGACUUACCAGAUAGUCAUUCUACCGAACUUCGCUACUCUUGCUUAUCCAUCCAGCGAUUUACCUGAACAGCUGCAACUUGCAGUCAAAGUUAUAUUAGAAGCGGAAUCAGCGUCGAAGUUGGCGGAGGUGGAAGCAUUAGCCGGUACAUGGGACGGCGAAAUCAAGGUAGUUUCAAAGCAUGCUGCGAGCUUGAAGCAGCUGAACAACGGCAAGAGGAUCCCACCGAGCGGCUGGAAGUGCGAGAAAUGCGAGCUCACGCAGAAUCUCUGGCUGAAUCUGACCGACGGCAGCGUGCUCUGCGGCCGCAAGUUCUUCGACGGAACCGGCGGCAACGACCACGCUGUUGAGCACUAUCGGGUGACCGGCUAUCCCUUGGCCGUGAAGCUGGGCACGAUCACGAAGGAAGGCAAGGGCGAUGUGUUCUCGUACGACGAGGACGACAUGGUGGAGGAUCCCAACUUGGCUGUACACCUGUCGCACUGGGGCAUCAACGUGGCGCAGAUGGAGAAGACGGACAAGUCCAUGAUCGAGCUGGAACUCGACUUGAAUCAGAAGUUCGGCGAGUGGGUCGCUCUUCAAGAGGCAGCCAGCAAGCUGACGCCGGUGUACGGUCCUGGAUACACCGGCCUGGCCAAUCUCGGGAACUCCUGUUACCUGAACAGCGUCAUGCAAAUGCUGUUCAUCGUCCCCGAUUUCAUUAAAAGAUUUGUGGACGGAUCGCCGACAAUAUUCGAGCGGAAUUACAACGAUCCGGCGAACGACUUUAACGUCCAAAUGGCGAAACUAGGCACCGGCCUGCUCUCCGGCAGGUACUCCGAAGAGCCGAGCAAACCCGGCGGCACGGACAACGACGAGUCACGACAAGGUAUUCCCCCGCGGAUGUUCAAGAUCCUGGCCGGUCGCGGCCACGCCGGCUUCUCCUCGAAUCGACAGCAGGACGCGCAGGAAUUUCUCCUUCAUUUAAUUGACAUACUCGAUCGUCACAGUCGGCACGAGGUAAACCCCAUGGAUUGUUUUAAAUUUAGAGUGGAGGAGAGAUAUCAGUGUGGCACCUCGAAGAAGGUCAAGUACACCUACCGACCGGAGUACAUCCUGCCACUGCCGAUACCGUUGGAGGCCGCCGUGAAUAAGGACGAGGUGGCCGCGUACGAGAACCUAAAGAAGGAGGCCGAGACGAAGGGCCAGAAGCUGGAUCCCAAUGCUCUCGUGAGACCUCGCUUGAAGCUCUCCUCGUGCCUGGAAACGUUCAUUCGUUCGGAAACUGUAGAGCAGUUUUACAGCUCGGCGUUGAACGGCAGGACGACGGCGCACAAAACCACAAGAUUAGACAGUUUUCCGGAUUAUCUGCUGAUUCACCUGAGGAAGUACACAGUACAGGAGGAUUGGACCCCCAUCAAGCUGGAUGUAGCGGUAGAGAUGCCGGACACGUUGGACCUGAGCUUCUUGCGCGGCACCGGCCUGCAAUCCGGCGAGGAAUUGCUGCCGGAGACCGCUGGCGCGGAACCGCCACCUCCCGUCUACGACGCGGACAUCUUGAACGAGUUGACGGAGAUGGGUUUCCCGUCGGAGGCGUGUAAGCGGGCGCUGUACUUCACGGAGAACCGGAGUCUGAGAGAUGCGACCAAUUGGGUGAUGGAGCACAUCGCGGACUCCGACAUCGCCGAGCCCUUCGUGCCGCCGGGAGUCGACGUUAAGCCGAGCAAAACCGAUUUCGUGGCGAACGAAGAAGCCUUAUCGAUGGUCAUGAGUAUGGGCUUCACGCAGAAUCAAGCGACAAAGGCGCUCAGGGCGACCGAUAACAAUUUAGAGCGUGCGGUCGAAUGGAUUUUCAGUCACCAGACCGAACUCGAUGCUCAGGAAUCGGACGGCGAUGGUGCGCAAGCGAAGGAGUCGUUCCGAAACGGCAGCUCUCGAUACAAACUGGUGGGCUUUAUAUCUCACAUGGGCACGUCGACGAUGGUGGGUCAUUACGUUUGCCAUUUGCUGAAGGAGGGUCGAUGGGUGAUAUACAAUGAUGAUAAGGUCGCCUUGUCGGAAAAUCCGCCGAAAGAAUUGGGAUAUCUCUACUUGUACCAACGAAUCGAUUAGUGAAACUGCUGUUUUGUAUAAAGAUAUGUUGUAUUGCUUUUUAACAAUAAAAAAUAAUGCGAAUCGA